This is a messenger RNA of Cebus imitator (Panamanian white-faced capuchin), 1381 nucleotides long. RefSeq names its product dehydrogenase/reductase 3 (gene DHRS3). The transcript is spliced from 5 exons. Gene Ontology annotation, cellular component: lipid droplet. Bases 171 to 953 code for a protein of 260 amino acids. The record is from RefSeq and is a predicted model, not a curated record. Lineage: Eukaryota; Metazoa; Chordata; Mammalia; Primates; Cebidae. Gene Ontology annotation, molecular function: oxidoreductase activity, acting on the CH-OH group of donors, NAD or NADP as acceptor.
UUCUCACCCGGUGCUUUGCAUUUGGGAAGAGGUGAUUUCAAGAGUGGCCAGGUGGGACGCCUCUCUCCUUAUUCGGUUUACUAUUUAUUGUUUGGGGUGUUUUCUUUUUAAAUUCCUGUUUUGCUCGGCCCGGGGAGUUUCGCCCCCUGCCCGGCUCCGCGGCGCGUAGGAUGGUGUGGAAACGGCUGGGCGCGCUGGUGGUGUUCCCUCUGCAGAUCAUCUAUCUGGUGGCGAAAGCAGCCGUCGGACUGGUGCUGCCCGCCAAGCUGCGGGACCUGUCGCGGGAGAACGUCCUCAUCACCGGCGGCGGGAGAGGCAUCGGGCGUCAGCUCGCCCGCGAGUUCGCGGAGCGCGGCGCUAGAAAGAUUGUUCUCUGGGGCCGGACUGAGAAAUGCCUGAAGGAGACGACGGAGGAGAUUCGGCAGAUGGGCACUGAGUGCCACUACUUCAUCUGCGACGUGGGCAACCGGGAGGAGGUGUACCAGACCGCCAAGGCUGUCCGGGAGAAGGUGGGUGACAUCACCAUCCUGGUGAACAAUGCUGCCGUGGUCCACGGGAAGAGCCUGAUGGACAGUGACGACGAUGCCCUCCUCAAGUCCCAGCACAUCAACACCCUGGGCCAGUUCUGGACCACCAAGGCGUUCCUGCCGCGAAUGCUGGAGCUGCAGAACGGCCACAUCGUGUGCCUCAACUCCGUGCUGGCUCUGUCUGCCAUCCCCGGCGCCAUCGACUACUGCACAUCCAAAGCGUCAGCCUUCGCCUUCAUGGAGAGCCUGACCCUGGGGCUGCUGGACUGUCCGGGCGUCAGUGCCACCACGGUGCUGCCCUUCCACACCAGCACCGAGAUGUUUCAGGGCAUGAGGGUCAGCAUACUCCCACAGGCUGCACUCGAGGAGAUCCACAAAUUCUCAGGAACCUACACCUGCAUGAACACUUUCAAAGGGCGGACAUAGAGGCAGGAUGAAGACAUGCUCAAGGAGCCACGGCGUUUGGGGGCCACGGCACCUGGGCACACACCCAAGCGCCUGUCCAUUGGCACACUUCUGCUGGGUGAGCAGGACAGCUCCUGUCCCCAACAAAGAAGCCAACUGCCCCCGGGCCAGUCCCAGGACCUUUGCACAGGACUGAUGGGUGUAACUGACCCCCACGGGGAGGCAGGAAACCAGCCAGCAGCCACCUCGACACUUUUGUACAUUUCCAGUUCUGUAGAGUUUAUUGUUCAAUUGCUUCUCAAGUCUAACCAGCCUCAGCAGUGUGCAUAGACCAUUUCCAGGAGGGUCUGUCCCCAGAUGCUCUGCCUCCCGUUCCAAAACCCACUCAUCCUCGGCUUGUGCAAACUGGUUGAACGGCAGGAAUGAAAAAUAAAGAGAGAUGGCUUUUG